Molecule: messenger RNA, 3132 nt
Organism: Pelmatolapia mariae (spotted tilapia)
Lineage: Eukaryota; Metazoa; Chordata; Actinopteri; Cichliformes; Cichlidae
Gene: cfap92
Product: cilia and flagella associated protein 92 (putative)
Exons: 12
Coding region: 1-2988 (995 amino acids)
Source: RefSeq, a predicted model, not a curated record
AUGUCAGAGAAGAGUGUUUGUAACCCAACCUGUGAUGACGAAAACAUUUCAGAGAAAGAACAGGAAGAAGUCCUCGUCUUUGAGACUGAACUGUUGUCCAGCACCGAUUCAUAUGAUGAUAUUAAAGUGCAAACAGAUGACAGUGCCUACUACGUCACAUGGACAGUUUACAUAGCUCUAGCCGUUCCACAGGGGGAAGUCAGUGCUCCUGAAGAUUCAGAGAAAGCAAUGAAAACAAAGAAUGUGUCGGUCCACAAAGCUCAGAGCUGCUAUCAUAUUGAAUACAAAUUGUUGCCAGGUGAUACUGAGACGGUUAAAGUGGACAUACUAGUAUUUGGGCCGGCAGCAAAAAUAUACAGAGAAGACAAGUGCAAGAUUCUAAGAACGUGGCUUGAGGGAGAUCAGAUUUGGGUUGGCUGGGCCCAGAAGUUUAACAUCGGACUCAACAGGGAUGUGCUCAUCAGUCUUCUAUCUCAUAAGAUCAGGCUUCAGAUUUGGAACACUAAGGAUAAACUGUGCAGCCAAGCCCGCUACGAAAGAGUCAGAGCCUUCAGACUGUCACAGGAGCUGUCUGAGGAUGACACAGAGUGCGGUUUUGAAAAAACCACGAGUGAUUAUCAUGACCUCGAGGCCAUCAGAGAUAGUGGCACUGCAUCAUUUGAAAUGAGCCCUGUUUGUUUGUUGGCAGGUGAGAACUCACUGACUGAGAACAUCCCAGUCUGUUCUUCUGGUGUUUUUGAGAUCAUCUUCAACAUUUCUUUGGAUGAACCACUGAUGUCAGACCAACUGAAGGCUGAACUCAAUCCACUUGUUAUCACAAUUUUGUCAGCCACUUCACUGCCUUCAUCGUCAGUGCCUUUUCACAUCCUACAGGAGAAAUGUAUGCCCGUUUAUUGCCAGUAUAAGUUCCAUAAUUUAAAUGAACACAGGACAAACUAUCACAAGCAGGACACCAACAUCUACUUCAGAGAUGUGAAUGUAAUCUUGACUGGUUUGGUGAGUCGUAAAGAGCUGUACGAGUUCCUAUCCGGUCCACCUCUGGAGAUAGAGGUUCAUGAUCGUGACCAAAAAUCGGAAGCGCUGAAAACGCAGACACUUGGGACUGCUUCAGAGCAUGACAUCCAGUUCGGUGGAUCGGUAUUACAGCAGAAGUCUUCAGCCAUUAAUCCUCAUGGUAUUGCGAAACUAAACCUCUCUGAGCUACUGCUGGGAAAGAAAAGUCUAAAGGUGUGCUUGCCAAUUAAAUGCAGCCCUUUGCUACUGGACAGGGAGCGAAGCCCACACAAGAGGAAGAUGUCAGAGAAGCCAAUGCCACAAGGCCAUUAUUACGCUGCCAAUUCUCAACUCAAAGUCAAAGUCGAGAUAACUUGCCCACUCAGUGUUCAGAAUGACAGCUGUGAUGAGGACUCCUGUAAGGGUCUGUUUGGCCGCAUUGUCUACCUCUUUGGAUACAGCAACUCCUCUGCGAUGACCAAGCUGAGGUCGGAGAUACUGCAAAUCAAUGCGGCAGCUUUCCAUCUGGGCUCACGCUCAGUGGAAAACAUAGAGACAGCCCUGUCAAAUUACCAAAUGAAUUUCGAGCACAGUGAGACCAAGGAUCUGGAUUUUGUUUCAGGGUUUCAUGUGAUAGAUAAGAAGACCCACAUCUUUGUCCUUGAAGGGCUCAAACAAAAAACAGUGAAGAGACUCUGGGAAGCCAUUCCUAUGAAGCUACGUGGGAGUGAGGAGGAGCAGGUGACAGUGCUAUAUAAUUCAAACCUGGCUUUCUUCAGACGCAUCUAUGACUCACUAGACAUGAGCCUCAGUCCUAUCCAUCUGAGUCAGUCACUGGAGACCAUCAUGAAAAAGUCUCAGAUCUACGUUAGAGGCACGAUCCCCCAACCCUGCUUUCAGGCUUUGUCAAGGUUAAGCCAGCUUUGUCAAGUGAAGCAGCUUAAAGAGGUGGUGGAGUACAACCUGUUCCCCUCAGCUGACAUGAUUCUCAGCUUGAGCAGUGUAUUUGGUUUAUAUGCUGAGAAGAGGGAGCAAAAGGUUUGGGCAAACACUGAAGGGAGCAUUCCCACUCUGCCUAUCAGGAUGAAAAGACAUGGGCCCAUCAGCACACAUAACACAGAGUACAUCACAUGGAAACAGAACAGGCCUCUCCAACAGCUGAAAGACUUUGUUCAGGAAAAUAUUAAAAAGGUGCAAGAGCAGAGAGAGCAGUUGCAGAAGCCAGAGGCUGCAGUGUUAAGGAUAGACAUGGCUGCAGGAAGAGCAGCACACAACUACAGCAUCCAGACCUUCAACUCAAAUGAGCGAGCUAGGGAACUGCUCUGCAAAAAGAUGGCCAAGGUGCCCGGGCGCAGGUUUACCUACAGUCAACGGUAUAACAGUGCAACAGUGGAACCGGGAGACAUUCCAUGGAAAACCAAUGCUAGAUCUUCUUCUACAUCUACAUUUUGGAAUAUUAGCACGAGCAAGUCCAAAGUGCACCCUAACCACCCAGAUGAAGCUCGUGUGGAAGAGCUGAGAAAGCCGUGGAGGGAGAACAUCCUACAUGCCAACACACUGAAACCCACACUUUCACGCGACGCAUGGCCCUGGACUCAACACUCGGAGGACUUUGAGCUCUACAGGAAACCUCCCCGAUUGUUCAGCACCUCUCCCGUGACCAUCUACCUGGCUGGAGAUCGUCUACAGCAGGAACAGCUCCAAGCAGCCAGAGCUCAGUACAGCCGCUGGAAGAAGCAGCUGCUUCCUGACGGCAGCAACGUUAACUCAGCAGACAACAGCCCCGUCCAACAAUUCAAGUGUCACAUGAAAGGAAACCUGGAGAGAACUCAGGAUAUACUGAAAGAUCUGCCAAAGAAAUAUUCACUGAGGAAACCAGGCAUGAUGCUUAAGGUACAGCAUUUCCACUCAUUCCAAGUGGCACUCAGAAUUCAGUACAAAAGAGUACAGCUCAACAACAUGAAAAGCCUUCAGAAUAACCAUGCAGACAACUAAAACCGAUCAUUAAGGGAAAGUUGAGGUCAGAACUCUUGUAUGUGACUGGAUUAGCUUAAGCUAGAGGCACUUAACAAACGAGCAGCUAGGUGUGUUUAUUCAUGACUAUAAAAUGUUUUAUUUAUUUCACAGACCUGCAUUUGU